Numida meleagris (helmeted guineafowl) is the source of this 1546-nucleotide messenger RNA. RefSeq names its product acyl-CoA thioesterase 8 (gene ACOT8). Gene Ontology annotation, molecular function: fatty acyl-CoA hydrolase activity. Gene Ontology annotation, cellular component: peroxisomal matrix. Lineage: Eukaryota; Metazoa; Chordata; Aves; Galliformes; Numididae. The record is from RefSeq and is a predicted model, not a curated record. Gene Ontology annotation, biological process: fatty acid catabolic process; acyl-CoA metabolic process.
AGACAGCGAGAGCAGAGCGGCCCGCCGCCCUUAUCAACUCGGUGGGGCACCGCCCCUCCCGGCGUCUGGCCAGUCAGAGCCGUCCUUUCCCAACUGGCGGGAGGCCGGCCAACCAGCGCAGCGUUUUCUGCCGCCAGUCCAGUGAUUGACGACUCGAGAACCCAAUCAGCUGGCGCCCCGCCUGGGCGGGACUUCCUGCUGCUGCGCGCUGCUGCCGGAUGUGGCUGCGGGCAGUGCCGGUUCCGGGUCGCGGUGGGGAUGGCGGAGCCGGGAGAUGUAGGGGGCUCCGGCUCGGGCUCGGGCUCGGGCUCGGGCUCGAACUCGGGCCCGGGCCUGAAGCGGCUGGCGGCGGCUGGGGACUUGCGGAGCGUGCUGAUCACCAGCGUGCUCAACCUGGAGCGCCUCGAGGUCGACCUCUUCAGGGGCCAGCACCACUGGGUGCCCGCGACGCGGCGCCUUUUCGGCGGGCAGAUCGUGGGCCAGGCCCUGGUGGCAGCCGCCCGCGCCGUCAGCCGUGACCUCCAGGCGCACUCGCUGCACUGCUACUUCGUGCGCGCAGGGGACCCCAAGGUGCCGGUGUUGUACGAGGUGGAGCGGACCCGUACUGGGAGGAGCUUCUCCGUGCGCUCUGUGAAGGCCAUUCAGCAUGGGAAGCCAAUCUUCAUCUGUCAGGCCUCCUUCCAGCUGGCCCAGCAGAGUCCUGUGCAGCACCAGUUCACCAUGCCCACCGUGCCACCCCCUGAGGAGCUGCUGACACAGGAGGAGCUCAUUGAGAAGUUCCUGCAGAAUCCUAACUUGGCAGAGAGAUACAGAAAGCAUCUCAACAAGAUCCAAGCUGAAGAUGUGCCGAUUGAUAUCAAACCUGUGAACCCACCAGAUAUAUUCUGCACAGAGCCGCAGGAGCCAAAACAGUUCUUCUGGGUGCGAGCCCGAGGUUACAUAGGAGAGACUGACAUGAAGGUGCACUGCUGCGUGGCUGCCUACAUCUCUGACUAUGCCUUUCUGGGCACAGCCCUGCUGCCCCAUCGUCAGUACAACAUCAAAUUCAUGGUGUCCCUCGACCACUCCAUGUGGUUCCACGCGCCCUUCCGAUCUGACCACUGGAUGCUGUAUGAGUGUGAGAGCCCCUGGGCUGGUGGGUGCCGAGGGCUGGUCCACGGGCGUCUGUGGCGCAGGGAUGGAGUCCUGGCUGUCACCUGCACACAGGAAGGAGUCAUCCGGGUGGAGCAGAACCCAAACCAGAGUAAACUCUAGCCAAGGAAGCCAGAAGCAGCAGUUCUACCAAGCUCCAUGUGCUGGGGCUGAGGCCUGCACCAGAAUGGCUGUGGCGGAGGCAGGACCCCGUGCAGCAGCGGAAGGAGCAGCAGAAGAGAAGGGGCUGAGUCCCACCGGGGGAAGUAUUGGUGCCAGCACCUCAGCGCUGAGGUGGACUUGCACGGGCUGCAGUGUUACUGCUGUCGUUGAUUGCCAGCUGUGCAGCGUAAUGGCGCACUAUGCUGAGCCACUCUUCACACACUGUAAAUAAAGGUAUCACAUGAGCAGCUGA